This is a messenger RNA of Phragmites australis (common reed), 3899 nucleotides long. RefSeq names its product cadmium/zinc-transporting ATPase HMA2-like. The transcript has 10 exons. The coding region runs from base 336 to 3602 and encodes 1088 amino acids. Gene Ontology annotation, molecular function: ATP binding; zinc ion transmembrane transporter activity; ATP hydrolysis activity. The record is from RefSeq and is a predicted model, not a curated record. NCBI's taxonomy places the organism in Eukaryota, Viridiplantae, Streptophyta, Magnoliopsida, Poales, Poaceae. Gene Ontology annotation, biological process: monoatomic cation transport. Gene Ontology annotation, cellular component: membrane.
UUCUCCCCCCACUCCGCUGGGAUGACAAACAUCUUCUCUCUCUUCCCUUCCCCCCCUCUCUCUCUCCCCUGAUUGCCUUUCCCCUCGCCUCUGUCCGCGAAAACCGCUUCCACCCGCCCAUCUCUCUCCAGUUGUGUUUCUUGGACUCUAGUUCCUGGUGAUUGCUGCUGCCGUCUCGUGCUGUAUCCUUCUGGAUUGAUCGGGUCGCGAGGUAGGCGACGGGGCAAGUCGCUGGCUGCAGGUUUGGUUUCGUCUCCACUCGCUAGAGUGAGAGAGAAAGAGGAGGGCACGCAAAGAGAGAGAGGCUGCUGCUGCUGCUGGGAGGAGGAGGAGAAAUGGGGGAGGCGGCGGUGGCGGCGCCCGGCAAGUGCCAAAAGAGCUACUUCGACGUGCUGGGGAUUUGCUGCCCGUCGGAGGUGCCCCUGGUCGAGAAGCUCCUGCAGCCACUGCCGGGGAUCCAGAAGGUGACGGUGAUCGUGCCAUCCCGGACCGUCAUCGUCGUCCACGACACCGACACCACCUCCCCAUCUCAAAUCGUUAAGGUUCUGAACCAGGCGAGGCUCGAGGCAUCUGUUCGAGCUUAUGGUAGUGGCGCAGAGAAGAUCACGAACAAAUGGCCGAGUCCGUAUGUUCUUAUCUGUGGGGUUUUUCUGGUCGUGUCGCUGUUCGAGCAUUUCUGGCACCCCCUGAAGUGGUCCGCACUGGUAGCAGCAGCUACUGGCUUGCCACCGAUCAUUCUGAGAAGCAUUGCAGCUGCUCGGAGGCUCACUCUGGAUGUCAACAUACUCAUGCUGAUUGCAGUUUCUGGGGCAAUUGCUCUUAAGGACUAUUCUGAGGCUGGGUUCAUCGUCUUCCUCUUCACUACAGCUGAAUGGCUUGAAACCAGGGCGAGCCGCAAGGCGACUGCUGGGAUGUCAUCACUACUGAGUAUGACACCACAAAAGGCUGUUCUAGCUGAGACUGGUCAAGUGGUUGCGGCCCAGGACGUGAAUGUCAAUACAGUAAUAGCUGUCAAGGCGGGUGAAAUAGUUCCAAUUGAUGGUGUUGUUGUCGAUGGAAGGAGUGAGGUUGAUGAGAGUACCCUCACUGGGGAGUCCUUCCCAGUGGCCAAGCAGCCAGAGUCCCAGGUCUGGGCUGGCACACUCAACAUAGAUGGUUACAUUGCUGUGAGGACAACUGCAAUGUCCGAUAACUCUGCAGUGGCUAAAAUGGCAAGGCUAGUUGAAGAAGCGCAAAACAGUAGAUCCAAUACACAGAGGCUUAUUGAUACAUGCGCCAAGUACUACACACCUGCUGUUGUUGUCAUGGCUGCGGCAGUAGCAGUGAUCCCUGUGGCUGUCAGAGCACACAACCUCAAACACUGGUUCCAAUUGGCCCUAGUCCUUCUAGUGAGCGCUUGCCCAUGUGCUCUAGUGCUGUCGACUCCGGUUGCCACCUUUUGUGCUCUACUGAGGGCUGCGAGGACAGGGCUCCUCAUCAAAGGAGGGGAUGUCCUAGAAUCCCUGGCCAAGAUCAAAGUUGCUGCUUUUGAUAAAACCGGUACAAUUACUAGAGGGGAGUUCUGUGUCGAGGAAUUCCAGGCAGUUGGCAGACGUGUCCCCAUGCAACAACUUCUUUACUGGGUUUCAAGCAUUGAAAGCAGAUCAAGCCACCCAAUGGCAUCUGUGCUUGUUGACUAUGCUCAAUCAAAGUCAGUGGAACCAAAAUCUGAUAAUGUUACUGAGUUUCAAAUCUACCCUGGAGAGGGGAUUUACGGUGAAAUCGACAGGGAAGGUGUAUAUAUUGGAAACAAAAGAAUUCUUUCAAGGGCCUCAUGUGAAGCAGUUCCGGACAUGAAAGACAUGAAAGGAGUUACCAUUGUAUAUGUUGCCUGCAAAAAGGAAUUGAUCGGAGUAUUUACUCUAUCGGAUUCCUGCCGGACUGGAUCAGCUGAAGCUAUCAAGGAGCUGAGUUCACUGGGCAUCAAGUCAGUGAUGCUUACUGGGGAUAGCGCUGCGGCAGCUGCAUAUGCACAGAACCAGCUUGGGAACAUCCUAGAGGAGGUUCAUUCUGAACUUCUUCCAGAGGAAAAAAUGAGAAUUGUUGAUGAACUCAAGGCAAAACAUGGCCCUACACUGAUGAUUGGCGAUGGCAUGAAUGAUGCCCCAGCAUUGGCAAAGGCUGAUGUUGGAGUCUCCAUGGGUGUAUCUGGUUCAGCUGUUGCGAUGGAGACGAGCCACAUUACUCUGAUGUCCAAUGACAUCCGCAGGAUCCCAAAGGCUGUACAGCUGGCGCGGAGGACACACCGGACUAUAAUUGUGAACAUCAUUUUCUCAGUAAUUACCAAGCUUGCAAUUGUUGGACUUGCACUAGCUGGACAUCCGCUUAUUUGGGCAGCCGUCCUUGCAGAUGUUGGUACAUGCUUGCUCGUGAUCAUGUACAGCAUGUUGCUAUUGAGAGAGAAAGACGGUCGAAAGGCAAAGAAAUGUUGUGCUUCUUCACAGCAUGGAUCGCACACAAAGAAGCAUUGUGUUUCCCGCCACUGCUCAGAUGGUCCGUGCAUGUCAACAGGCGGUUGCAAAAAAUCAUGCAGUCCACACUCAGCUGCUGGUAAGCACGCUAGUGAUGAUCAUGGUCAUAGCCAUAACCGCUGCAAAGAGCCGAGCAACCAGCAGCUAACUGAAAAGCAUGCUUGCCAUGAUCACGGGCAUAGCCUUAACCACUGCAAAGAGCCCAGCAACCAGAUGCUUACAGAAAAGCAUGCUUGCCAUGAUCAUGGCCAUACCCAUAGCCAUUGCAAAGAGCAAGGCAACCAGCUGCUUAUAGAGAACCAUGCUUGCCACGAUCACUGCAAAGAGCUGAGCAGCCCGCGCUUCACCAACAAACAUGAUUGCCAUGACCAUGAGCAUAACCACUGCAAAGAACCAAACACUUCACAUUCUGGCAGUGAGGGAGCGUGCCAUGACCAUGAGCAUAGCCACUGCGAAGAACACAACCAUUCACAUCCUGCAGGUGAGCAUGCUUUCCAUGGGCAUGAACAUAGCCACUGCAAAGAACCGAUUGCUUUGCAUUCUACUGGUGAGCAUGCUUGCCAUGACCAUGAUCAUGAGCAUCACUGCCAUGCUGAACAGCAAACUUUGCACACUGCGUAUACGCACCACUGCCAUGACCAUGACCAUGACCACGACCAUGUGGAGAUUGAGGAAUCAAGGAAGGACUGCCAUGCUGAGCUACAGCACCACCACAGCCAUUGCUGCCAUGAACCUCAUGAUCAUGAGAACAGUGCAGCUGCCUCAGUUCAACAACACUCGAUAUCAAUCGAUGCUCCAUCUGAAGAUCACGAACAGCAUAGCCACCACGCUGAAGAGCACAAAGAGGAAGACUGUGGGAGCCAUCUGAAGGUGAAAGACUGCGCUCCUUCCACUGACUGCGUCAGCAAAACCUGUUGCAGCAUAACCAGCAGCAAGGGGUGUGGAAGCAAAGACAAAGACAUCUGUUCAAGCUGGCAGGUUGUCUGUGCCAGGGAGGCCAGCCGGUGCUGCAGGAGCUACGUGAAGUGCCCCAGUACGAGCAGCUGCUGCAGCCACAGCAUACUGAAACUGCCGGAGAUCGUAGUAGAGUAAUAUAGACGAAGUGCACACACAUCUCAGCUACUAAGUUAACUCAUCGGCGGAAGCUAGAUUGCCGGUGCGAGGUGUUGGAUCUGGUUAUAUAGCACUGCUGAAGAAACAUGGUGUAGAGGUCGUCUGAAUUUUGACGAAGGGACUCUGCUUGGUUGUUUUUCUUGCUCCGUAUGCAUCUUCUGUAAUGAUUCGAGGAGGUGCGAUGGAGACUAGUAUGUGAUGAGGUGCAGUGGAGAUUAGUUCACCGUAGUGCUUAUACUUAAAGGUGGUGCAAUGGAAAUCAGUUUUAUCUGUGCA